Molecule: messenger RNA, 1701 nt
Organism: Suillus paluster
Lineage: Eukaryota; Fungi; Basidiomycota; Agaricomycetes; Boletales; Suillaceae
Product: Pkinase-domain-containing protein
Exons: 7
Coding region: 206-1468 (420 amino acids)
Biological process (GO): protein phosphorylation
Cellular component (GO): nucleus; cytoplasm
Molecular function (GO): ATP binding; cyclin-dependent protein serine/threonine kinase activity
Source: RefSeq, a predicted model, not a curated record
GGUCAGAAUCGGUCUUCCUCGAAGUCACUCGAAGGCUCCAAGUCGGCACUCACGCUCGCCUAACAAAACCGCCCGUUUUCCAGUGCACGCUGUGUAGAAAGGAACAGGGAGGGCGCCCUUACGAUCUUUCCAUCUGUUACAUUCUACGACAUCACUGCAAGCUCAACACCCCAAGUAAUCAGCUCAGGUAGUAGCACGAUCGACGAUGAAUUACAUUCAGUUAGAGAAACUUGGCGAGGGUACAUACGCCACCGUGUUCAAAGGUCGUUCACGAACGACCAAUGAGAUCGUCGCGCUCAAGGAGAUACAUCUCGACGCAGAGGAAGGAACACCCUCCACCGCCAUCCGUGAGAUCUCCCUCAUGAAAGAGCUCAAGCAUGUCAACAUCGUCCGCCUCCACGAUGUCAUACACACGGAGACAAAACUUGUUCUGAUCUUUGAAUACUGUGAGCAGGAUCUCAAGAAAUAUAUGGACCAGCACGGCGAUCGCGGAGCGCUCGACCCUAUGACCGUGCGAAGUUUCAUGUAUCAGCUCCUCAAGGGCACGUCGUUUUGCCACGAGAACAGAGUCCUACAUAGGGACCUGAAGCCCCAAAACCUUCUUAUAAAUCGCAAGGGGGAGCUGAAGCUUGGUGACUUUGGUCUCGCACGUGCAUUUGGCGUGCCAGUGAACACAUUUUCUAACGAGGUCGUCACAUUAUGGUAUCGUGCACCAGAUGUACUUCUGGGAUCACGUACGUACAACACGUCGAUUGAUGUGUGGUCGUGCGGUUGCAUCUUCGCGGAGAUGAUUUCUGGAGUGCCUCUUUUCCGCGGCCGCGACAACCAGGAUCAGUUACUUCAUAUCAUGCGCAUUGUCGGCACGCCGGACGAUCGAGUUCUGAGGAAGAUAGCGACUGAAUCGCCCGAAAUCACCCUAAAACAAUACCCAAGAUACCCAAAGAUCUCAUUCGCCCAAGUGCUUCCCAAGGCCUCUCCUCAAGCCCUCGACUUGCUUGAACGGCUACUACAAUUUGAUCCCGCAAAGCGUAUAACGGCCACUGAAGCCCUUUCACACCCUUACUUUACCUCCACCGUAAGCCCUGCCUACGGCCCGAGUUCGACUCCUGGGUCGAUGCCACCCCCUCAAUUCAAUUUUCCUCACCCCCAUGCCCACGCACAGCAGCAACAACAGCAGCAGGCUCAGCAGCAGCAACCCCACAAUACAAUCCCUCCACCAGGGUCGUCUCAGAACACAAUAGCCCCAGCGACGGUUUAUCCACACGGUCAGCAGCCCAUGUAUAGCACUCAGGACGCUGCAAGGAUGCAGGCGCAAGUUCAAGCACAGGCACAGGCACAGGCAAUAGCACAAGCUCAGGCACAGGCUCAAGCACAUGCCCAUGCCCAAGCCCAAGCUCAUAUGAAUCAACAGGUCGCACCGGGAUACCCUGCUGGGUUUCCUGCACAGUAUCAGCAACAUGCACGCUAGUGCACUCUAGCUUGUGGGAUUCGUCGUAUUUGGCACAAAGCGUUCUGGUGGUCUAGAAGGAUUUGUUAUUUGAUGUUUCGCCACGUUUUUUCCAGGCAUUGUUCCUGUUUUAUGUAUCAAGCCCUCUGGGACGGAAGAAUGUUGUAAUCAUUAGUGUUGUAACGCAGAUUGCGCCUGUAAUCGAUUCGAAGCAUCCCUUCACGUUUCAUCCACGGGAGGAGUUAACGUUUUAA